UUUUGACAUACAAACACACAUAUUCUAUCAUGUCAUUUUAAUAUUCAUCAAUACUAAAUUUUUACAAUAAUAAUAUGGCAAACCCAUUAAAGGCACUUAAUGAACAUUUUCUAUACAACUAUAGGGUAGCUAAAGCAAUACAACAAUUAUUACAUCCCAGUGAACGACAAACCAUUUCCAUAUGGUUCGACAAAUUACUUGAAAUGGAUAAAAACAUGGAAGAGAUGCUUAUUCGGAGUGACUAUAUGUGGUUUAUACUGCUUAUGAUGCAAAGCAGAAAAAUACGAGAUCCUUUCAUGACACUUCCUCCAACAAACUUGGCACCCCUAAAGAAAUUUGUGCCACUGCAUGUGUACGAAGAUGUUUUAAUAUCCCAUGAACCUAAUGUGAAAGGAGUAGCACCAAGCAUUAGCGAAGAUCCAAUUUUUGCAACAGCAUCCACGAGAGAUAUAUCUUGUUGACCGAUCCACUUGUAAUAUUUUACUGCUUAUUGUAUAAAACAUAGUAAAAGCUUAAUAAUU
Messenger RNA from Diabrotica virgifera virgifera (western corn rootworm), 521 nucleotides. RefSeq lists its product as uncharacterized. The record is from RefSeq and is a predicted model, not a curated record. The transcript is spliced from 3 exons. Lineage: Eukaryota; Metazoa; Arthropoda; Insecta; Coleoptera; Chrysomelidae. The coding region runs from base 75 to 461 and encodes 128 amino acids.